Lacerta agilis (Sand lizard) is the source of this 1338-nucleotide messenger RNA. RefSeq names its product cytosolic arginine sensor for mTORC1 subunit 2 (gene CASTOR2). The record is from RefSeq and is a predicted model, not a curated record. NCBI's taxonomy places the organism in Eukaryota, Metazoa, Chordata, Lepidosauria, Squamata, Lacertidae. Gene Ontology annotation, cellular component: cytosol. The transcript is spliced from 9 exons. Bases 271 to 1260 code for a protein of 329 amino acids. Gene Ontology annotation, biological process: cellular response to L-arginine; negative regulation of TORC1 signaling.
CCCCGCCUUGUUAAUUCCAUGACAAAUAAUUUCUUCUUCUUCUUCCAUCCCUUUUUCAAGAUCAUUAUUUUCCUCCUCCUCCUCCACUCUCUGCCUGCGUUGGAGACGUAAAAGGAAGAGGGUGGGAAAAUACCCCUUUCGGACAAAGAGGAAGACACCCCCACCCUCCUCCUGCUGCUGCUGCUGCUCCUCCCCACCCCCCCGAAACCUCACACGCAACAAACAGAGGCUCCCAAAAACUGAUGAACUACAAAUGAAAAAGAGGAAAAGAUGGAAUUGCACAUAUUAGAGCACCGACUAAAAGUAGCUAGCGUCGCCAAGGAGAGAAUCCAGUUGUUUACCUACGGGCUGAUCAAGCUAGCUUUUCUCUCCUCCAAGACCAGGUGCAAGUUCUUCAGUUUAACAGAGACGCCAGAGGACUAUACCAUCAUAGUGGAUGAAGAAGGCUUUCUAGAGCUCCCUUCCUCGGAACACCUGAGUGUGGCGGAUGCGACGUGGUUGGCGCUCAACGUGGUUUCUGGAGGAGGCAGUUUCUCCAGCUCCCAGCCCAUCGGCGUGACCAAGAUUGCCAAAUCAGUGAUAGCUCCGUUGGCUGAUCAGAACAUCUCAGUAUUCAUGCUCUCCACUUACCAGACAGACUUCAUCCUGAUACGUGAGCGGGACCUGCCCUUUGUGACGCACACGCUGGCUUCUGAAUUCACCAUCCUCAGGGUCGUGAACGGGGAGGCAGUGGCGGCUGACAGCCUCGGGAUAACAAACGGAUUUAUGAAACCGAAACUGGUUCAGAGGCCUGUCAUCCACCCGCUUUCCAGCCCAAGUAACAUGUUCUGUGUCACCAGCCUGGACCCAGAUACCCUCCCCUCGGUUGCUACACUCCUUAUGGAUGUCAUGUUUUACUCCAAUGGAGUAAAAGAUUUUAUGGUGGGCAAUGAAGACUCUGGACACAUUCGCUUUUUCUCAUUCUCCCUCAUUGAGGGUUACAUUUCUUUGGUGAUGGAUGUACAGACGCAGAAAAGGUUUCCUAAUAAUUUGUUGUUUACAAGCGCAUCGGGAGAACUCUGGAAGAUGGUCCGGAUUGGAGGGCAGCCUCUUGGGUUCGAUGAAUGUGGAAUUGUGGCACAGAUUUCUGAACCGUUGGCAGCAGCUGACAUCCCAGCCUAUUACAUCAGCACGUUUAAGUUUGAUCAUGCACUGGUACCAGAAGAAAAUAUCAACGGUGUUAUCAAUGCACUUCAAGUGAGUCAAGCUGAAAAGCACUAGGAAUCCUUUGGAGCGGAACUAAGGGUGCAUUUUCUGUCAAAAAUUCUCAGUAUUUUCUUGGAGCAAGGAGAGAGAGAG